AUGUCAACCAACUUAAAAUCAAACUUAGAAUACAUUUUUAUAUAUGUAAUACAAAAAUGUAUGAAACUUUUUACAAUUUUAAGUUUUCUGAAAUAA
Chironomus riparius is the source of this 96-nucleotide messenger RNA. The record is from the annotation of a GenBank genome assembly. Lineage: Eukaryota; Metazoa; Arthropoda; Insecta; Diptera; Chironomidae.